AUGACGAAAUCGGUAAUCAAAACCCUAGUUCCGGCCGACUUGAAUACUACUAUCUUGAUCGAUAUCACAGAGAACGCUAAGGGACUUGGCCCAGCGUUUCUUAAUCGAUUCCUUCCUUCAUUAUCCUCAAUUUAUCCCCAGGCUGAGCAACAACUUCCUUUCUCAAAACCUCUUUAUCUGACAGCGGAAGGGGAUAGACCCACCCUCUCUGUCAGAAAUUGGCAUCCACUAAUGCUCCAAUGGAACGAUUGGGUGGAUCGUGUAUCAGCAGCAAAAGGAGAGCAAUGGAAAAUGAUGGGAAUUUACGACCUCAUUCAACUCAGUAAGAUCCCUUUUAUUUUUAACCGAGCCUUGUUUUUUGCUUCUUUACACUUUUGGUCCCCCACAACCAAUUCUCUACACUUGCACUGUGGUAUGAUGGCUCCUACCUUGAGGGAUGUCUGUUUUUUAACAGGAUUAAAGCCUGGGGGAGACGAAAUCAAUUAUCUCCUUCAAGAUGAAGAGAUCUCUUUUUAUUUUCCAGAACAAAAAAGGGCUAAACCCUUUGUGCAAUCACAUGGUCCUUUCUUAAAAGAAAUGUUAGGGGAAGAAGGGACCAAUGUAGAUGAACAAGAGCAUAUAGGGUUUUUACUAUUGUGGUUGUGCAGAUAUUUGUUGUGUGCCCCUGCCAUUCAGAUCACCAAGGACCUUACUCAACUGGCCAUUGCCCUAUUGAAAGGAAAACCUAUGGCAUUAGCUCCGUUUCUCUUAGCCUCUUUAUACAGAGGCUUGUCUGACCUCAUUACGUCCAACUUUUCAAGGUCUGAAGGACCAUUUUGGCUUUACCAAUUCUGGUUGCAUGCAUAUUUUCCUGAACUUGCUCUUCCUAUUUGGCUUGCUCCAAACGAUCCUUUGCUGUCAUUCGAGUAUGCUAGAGUCAAACCCAAAGACCAUUCCUUUAAUGACUGUUUUCAAUUAUUCUAUCAUCAGUGCAAAAUCAGAACCCAAUCCCAAUUCCUUCCCUUUUCCAAAUGUCAACUAGCUCCAUCUUGGUUGUUUCCCCGUACUGCCGAGUCUUCUCCUGAACAGAUUGACCGUUAUAUCACUUCAUGGGGCCACUUCUUGAUCGCAAGAGACAUACCUUGCAAUACCGUUGCUCCCAAUUUGCCCAAGAGCCGAACUGUGGUUGAGUUUUACAACCCAACGCAAUUAGCUCGGCAAUUUGGAUUGACGCAAAUGAUCCCAGUGCCUCCCCAUUUUUCUUACAACAAGAACUAUCACAAGACUGUAGAUUCUAGUCAACUUGUGUCCACCUUCCUUGGCUCCUACAAAUUCAUAUCCCUCAAUUUUCAAGGUGUUGAUUCCCUCGAACUCGUUGAUCUUACUACCGCUCUUGAGCCGGAGAAUAUAACAAAUAUUGCACCAACUCGUCCUCCUCCAGCAGCUCGUGCAGAUAGGACCAGAUCACGCUCUUGGCAAAGCACAUAUUCCAAUGCACCAGAGAAAUCUGGUACCAAAUCUGAAGAAACUUACAUUGAUUUCUAUGUUCCUUUGCAAAGUAUUCCCCCAUCCUCGGCUACUCAGAAAGCUACAAGAAAGAAGACCAUAGGAAAGAAACCCAAAAAAUCAAGAGCCAAGAGACAUUUUGAUUUGAUUGAUGAUGAUGAAGUCAUCUCCAAGAAGAAGAAGUCUGCUACCGAAUCUCCUAAUAAAACUCAAGUCUCCUCAGAUCAAAAAUCAAUUCAGGAAAUCUCUACUGAUCAUGUCGAAGAUGAAGACAAAAUUGAAGUGUCAGUACAACAUGGCUCAGCUAAUCCAACCAAUCCUGUCAGUACCAACCCAAGCUCUCCCUUUGACACCCUUGACUCUUUAUUUGAUUCUGUCUUUGACUCACCUGAUCUUAAUCCUCCUGAAAUUCCAACUGAACCAUCAUCUGACAUAGCCCCAGAAGUAAUAAAAGCCAUCCAGAUAUUGUCCCAAAUAGUACAACAGGAUUUGUCUCUUACUCCUUUAUUCAAAAAUGAACUGGCCGAGACACUUUCUUUCCUCGGUAGUUAUCCUGGAUUCUCCCUGAAUGAUCAAACCUUCUUCAAAAAUUUCCAGCUUCGAGUGCCUUCUUUGACAACUGCUUAUGCUGAAUCAAUCCAUACUAUUGAUCAUUACUCUUCCCAGUAUCAUGAGAAAGAAAAACUUUCUCAAACUUUAAAGAAAAGAAAAGAACUGCAUCUAUCCUUAAAGAAAGAGGCUGCCGAGCUGGCUGCUAAGGAGAAAAAGCUUCAAGCCGAACUUGCUCAACUUCAGUUGGACAAGACAAAGCUUGGUAGUAAGGUGGCUAAUCUAAAGGUUCAAGCGGAGACCGCAGCUCUCAAAUUCAAAUCUUUGCAAGCACAGAUGCUGAAGUUGGAACAAAACAAGAAGGUGGCAGAAACAUCCCUUAAUCAAUCUCGAGCUUUGUGGGCAGACUUUAAAGCCAAAUUUGAAGAAUUUCACUAUAAUUUCACCAGAAUUUGA
Molecule: messenger RNA, 2490 nt
Organism: Cornus florida
Lineage: Eukaryota; Viridiplantae; Streptophyta; Magnoliopsida; Cornales; Cornaceae
Exons: 6
Coding region: 1-2490 (829 amino acids)
Biological process (GO): meristem development; meristem maintenance
Source: RefSeq, a predicted model, not a curated record